This is a messenger RNA of Schistosoma turkestanicum, 562 nucleotides long. Lineage: Eukaryota; Metazoa; Platyhelminthes; Trematoda; Strigeidida; Schistosomatidae. The record is from the annotation of a GenBank genome assembly.
AGAGGACUGUUUUUAAUUUUCGGCACCUCAUACCGCGCAAUGUCCGUUGAAAACUCAGAAAUGGAUACAAAAGAACUCAGAAAGUUAAUUGAAGAUAAAGCAAACGAAUCCAUAGAAGGAAUACAGAGAUUUAGAGAAAUAUAUAGAAGAGAAAUGGCAGAGUGUAAACACUUCGUAAUUGAGAAAGUAUCUGAGUUUUUCGUUGAUUUAGAAGGGAAAAGUCAGAAACAGGAGAACAGUGAUGAUGAAGUAAUUCAGAGGCUCAUAUUAGAACUCAUGGAACAACUUGAAAGCAUAGAUACUCUUUUGAACGAGAUUGAUAUGUGCAAGGAUACACUCUCGAAAUUGAACGAGAUGUUAACUGGAAAAGAGGGUUCUGACUGACAUUAAAAUGAACUAUAAUAUUAACUUUAAUUUGAAACAGAUAAUAGACGAAGUUAUUCCAGAAAUCGACCUGAAUUGUAGAGUUCAGCCAAUUCUGUUUAAUAUUUCAUUUUUUCUAAAAACUGAGCAAUCCUAAUAAAACGUUUACUCUCAAGGCUAUUUUCUUUUUAAAUUUUUU